AUGAUGAACUUCAAUGCUGCCCAGGGGUUCCGCAGCUGGGAUGUGGUGCAGUUGGCUAGAAUCGAGAACGGCAACCUCGGCAUCAUCAAGGGCCACAUCCGAGUGACUGCCUUGUGGAUGAGUGCGCUGGUGCACUACUUGUGCAAGACCACAGUGCCUGCUUUCCUCGUGACCAUGCUGCAGGCCGUCCCCGUGUCAAUGAAGCAGCCAAUGUCCUUUGGGCAGAUUUGUGCCCAAGGCCUGGGACAGAGCCUUGCCCUCUCACAAGCCUCAACAGUCAGCUGGAUCGAGGUUUUGAAGUUGGCCAAAUCCAAACACUUCGAGAACAUCAGCAAUUUGCAGUCCGAGAUCCGCCAGUCCUUUGCUGAAACGGAGAAAGCGUUCGACUGGGGAUCACUUUCCAAGUUUUGGCGGAAGAUUCCUCUGAAAGGAGUUGAACGGCUUGACUCCUGGGCGCAAGAGCACAACAUGGUGGAGGCGCCAGUCCCCAUGACAUGGUUUCGUGACCCGCGAUUUACGCUCAAGGGAGAGCGCAGCCGGUCUGAAAACAUCGAGACAGAGGAAGAAUGGAUCCUCAUGGUCAGUCGCUGGUGGCUCGGCCACACGUGCAUUCUAUGUUUCCAGCCCAGUUUCUUACUGCAUUGUGCAACGUUAUACACUUCCAGGCUCAGUGAGCUCAAGAAGUUGGCCGUGGAGAAGGGCCUCAUGCUCACCAACAAAAAGCAUCUUUACACCCUCCAACGGGCAGAUGGGUUGAACCUAGAAGCUCGCCUGCGCAUGCGAGCUGUGGCUAUCAAAUUUCUGAAAGGAAUGGCAACCGUCCACCAGGCCUAUCCCACUGUGGACUUCUCAAGCCUAACGCUAUCCCUUCAGUCCGGGAAGUUGGACGCCAUUGUCUACAACACAGCAUUGCCAGUGUGUGGCAAGUCAUGGAGCUUUGUCCGAGCCCAGGUCAGUGAACAUGAAGCCAGUGAGAAGAGCAAGGCAAAAGCCAUGGCCGAAGUAGAGCUCCAACAAGCAGUUGAGACGAUGGGUAAGGCAGAUCAAUUGGCUGAGGACAAGCAGUGGAAGGCCGCUGUGAGCCUCUACACUGCCAGUCUGCGAGCCAACCAUGCUACUUGCGUGGAAGUGGUUUCAAGGCACGAAGCCAAGCUGGCCCGAGUCCUCCAAGAGAAGCAGCAGAAGCUAGCCCAGGCCAGGGCCAAUGCAAUUGGCAGGGCGGUUGCGGCAGUGCCCUUUACAAAGUUGGCCGAGACCCUUCUGUCAAAGCGCCGUGACCAGCCAGUCCUGAUCUUGUGCGACAUGCAGACCAUGCCUGAAGAGGUCUUGACUGAUUGUUGCCGGCUGUGUGAGCCAGCAGGAGCUGUGCUGAUCAUCUUGCCCGGGCUAUUCAAGGCUAAUGCCAUGGAGACCCAUAUGGCUGGCACCCUGAAGGAGACAGGCAACACGCGGGUGCACUUGGGCAUCCUGUCACAGGGACAGUGGUCAUCUGCCAGCCUCUUGUUUUCCCAUGCCACAGCAGACGCAGCUAGGGCAGCCAGUCCAUUGCUCAAGGCCAUCAUGGACAGCCAAGCUCUGGCCAGAGGCAGCCUGACCCUCGAUCAGGACCCUGUGCGUCGAUUUCAUCAAACCCUUGCGCAGCUCGGCGUAGACCACCUCUGUCACGAGUCGGCACUGGUCCUUUAUGAGCCACAGUCUUCGGAGACACUUCUGGGGACAGUCCUGGGCAAGAUCCCCAUGGUUGUCGUCACCGAGAACAAGUCAACCCAGACGGCACUUGCAACAAUGGAAGCUGACUACAUCCAGCGGCAGUCCAGCCUCAACAAAACCAAGAGUGAGGCAACAAUUGCCUUUGAGGAAGUUAUUGCCGAAUUCCCGGCCAUGCCUGCUGUGCCCAAAGUUUUGGACAGCCUACGGGCGUGCAGUGGCAAGGUGGCAUAUGACCCUUGUAUACUGCUGGAGCCAGUCAUGAAUGUCAGGCCGGAUGUGAGGCCACUCCCUGUGCCAGACAUUGAGCCCAUGGCGAUUCAGCUGGUUCGCCAGUUCAAGUCUGUGUUCGUGGCUGAAUCCAUCAUGGUGCCAGGCGAGCAUGGACUGUUUGCAAUGGUGGACUUUAACCCGGGAGAUGUGGUCUUGGUCCCACAGCAGAACUGGCAGGUGCAUGACUCCUUCGCCGAUGCCAGUGAUGACAGUGCUACUCCACAGUUUCCGGUCUUGGUUGUACCAGUUGUGGAUGGCUUGGGCCGCAGCCGAAGAUUUGCCUUGAAGGCAACAGGGACGGAUCUGUGGCGGUUCAUAAAUUCAUCGGUCUCCGAGGACGGUUACCCCGCAGUUCCCAGCAAUGUGCAAGCAAUUUUUCCGUCAGGUCCAACCGAUGUCCCAGCGCCUGGAAUCUUCAUGAAGCUGGUGGCCACAGCUCCUAUCGCGUGUGGUCAGGAGAUCCUGUGGCACUACCAGCUGAGCGCCUCACAUCAUGCCAAACCGGAGAUUGUCAACAUCAAGUAUUUCUAUGAUGUGCGCAGCGCCGGUACCAAGAUUGCUGCAAGAGGCAAAGCUGGGGCAAAGAAACCGGUUUGCAGUUCCAAGGCCCCUGCCAAACCACAGGCAGAAGUCCAGGCAGCGGUAGUAGCAGAGGUGUCUGCCAAGGCCCUUGCCAAACCACAGCCUGCUGCUACAGAAUUCCAGGCAACGCGAGUAGCAGAGCUGUUCGUCAAGGCCCCUGCCAAGCCCCUUGCCAACACAGACCCCGAGAAGCAGGCCAGUGUGACCGAUGACUGCGAUGAGGGUUCAGAUCCUGAAUUGAUGGCACUCCUGGACAAAAUAGCGGACGAACCAUGUGAGAAGCUCAACGAGGGGGAGGAGGAGGACACCAGGGGUGACAUGGAUGAGGACACCAAGGGUAACAUGGAUCAGGACACCGCCGUGGUGCCAUAUGACGGCAAAGGCACAGUCCUGAAUGAGUCAGCAGAUUGGCAGGUUGUCCUGGGCGCGGAGAACUCCUCCCUGCGCAUCUUCACAAAGACGAAGACGAGGCGCAUGCCCAAGAACACCAUCUUCCUCACCUUCGAUGCCGCAAAAGGAACCUUCCACACGGAGGCUGCUAGCGAUGACCGGGGUGCAUGGAUGGAAGCCAGCAAAUCUGCCACAGUGUUCUUCAAGAAAGAGAUCGUCAAGAUGAAGGUUGUGGGCAGCAACUUGAACAUCCAGCGAAUCACUCAUAUGGACUACAACGAUGGAUUCCAGUUACAGACUGGUGAAACUGGCAGCGACUGGCACUGCGCCCGUGACAGGCUUUCAGUUCAGCCCCUUGGAUCUGAGGUGAAGGCUGUGUUCGACCUCGCAACGAACCUCCCAUCGACGCCCUUGACAGCAAUCUUCGAAUUUGAGGCAGUGAAGCUGACACCUGCGGAGGAGAUGGCGGCCAAGAAACGAAAGAUGCAGGAUGGGUAUAGAUUGAAUCCAAUCAAGGUGCAUCUGCUGUGCGAGAAAUGCUUUAUCUGCUCACCGAAGCAAACAUGA
This is a messenger RNA of Symbiodinium natans, 3519 nucleotides long. Lineage: Eukaryota; Dinophyceae; Suessiales; Symbiodiniaceae. The record is from the annotation of a GenBank genome assembly.